UAGAUUGUCUUCAUGCUCUUUUCUUGAUUUAAAGCCUCAACUGUGCCUGAUACAUCAUGGCACUUUUGGCACCAACUAUAUUACGUUCUCUUCGCCCCUUUCAAUCCAUCUUGAAAGUGGUAUCAACUGCGUCUACUUGUCUCCCCCCGGCCAGGAGUAUGGCGUCGGAGGUGGACAAGGCAAGGAGUGCUGCGGCAUCUGCAAAGAGCCAGCCAACUAUUUUUGACAAAAUCAUUGCUAAAGAAAUUCCUGCUGAUAUCAUUUAUGAAGAUGACCAGUGCCUGGCCUUCAAUGACAUCAGUCCUCAGGCUCCGACUCAUUUUCUGGUGAUACCAAAGAGGCGCAUUGCCAUGUUGGACGAUGUUGAACCAGCUGACAAAGAUAUUCUUGGUCAUCUGCUGUUUACGGCCUCCAAGCUGGGUCGUGAACGACUUGGAAAUGGUUUCCGCCUAGUUAUCAACAACGGGAAAGACGGAGCCCAGUCUGUGUUCCACCUCCACAUCCAUGUGUUGGGUGGAAGGCAGCUGCAGUGGCCUCCUGGCUAACAGAAGACGUGCCCAAUCGCGAACAUUUCCAGUGGUGAUGGGGUUACUGUUGUUAUCCCAGUUAUUGAAGUACAAAAUUCGUGUCUUGUCUUCACAAGCCCUCAUGAUAAAUUGAUUCCUUUUUGUACUUUCCUCAAUUUCCUUGUCUCUUAAGCAAUUAAAAGUUGACUAAACUAGA
Molecule: messenger RNA, 723 nt
Organism: Thrips palmi
Lineage: Eukaryota; Metazoa; Arthropoda; Insecta; Thysanoptera; Thripidae
Product: histidine triad nucleotide-binding protein 1-like
Exons: 4
Coding region: 57-545 (162 amino acids)
Biological process (GO): purine ribonucleotide catabolic process
Cellular component (GO): cytoplasm; nucleus
Molecular function (GO): hydrolase activity
Source: RefSeq, a predicted model, not a curated record